AUGGAUGAUGCAAUGUUAUCAGAGUCUCCUUUGCCAGAUGAUAUCCUCCAGCCACUGCUUACUGCUUCAAGCUCAUCUAUCAUUGAUAAAUCCCUAGAGCAUCUCAUUCAAAUUGCCAGAGAUGCUGAUGGCCACUCAGACCUUGCUUCCAAGAAUAUUUUAAAUGCAGUUCUUCAGCUCUGUCAUGACCGUAUCAGACAUCUUACUGUUUCCAAUGUGUUUGCUGCAUUUGUUCUUGGAAUAUUUAGAAGUGCUGUUGGGGAUAUUAAUUUUGUCCCAAGAGGGAAGUCAGGUCUUCCAACAGGAUCCACUGCUAUUGAUGCUCUUGGAUACUUGAUCACCAUUUUGAGAGAUAUCCGUGCAACUGAUGGUAUAGGAGGUUUCAAGGAGGAGGGUACAGAGGGUGUUGUUGAUUUGCAGUCCUCAGGACUUCUGGAACUUCUUUUAAGUUUGAUCCUUGAACUUGAGCCUCCAGAAAUAAUUAGGAAAGCAAUGAAACUGAGCGACAACAAAGAAGGAUCAAGUCCUUAUUAGUCUGGAAAGGACCUUGAAAAAA
Molecule: messenger RNA, 556 nt
Organism: Ilex paraguariensis (yerba mate)
Lineage: Eukaryota; Viridiplantae; Streptophyta; Magnoliopsida; Aquifoliales; Aquifoliaceae
Source: the annotation of a GenBank genome assembly